This is a messenger RNA of Branchiostoma belcheri (Belcher's lancelet), 1486 nucleotides long. RefSeq lists its product as uncharacterized. The transcript is spliced from 4 exons. Bases 1 to 1038 code for a protein of 345 amino acids. NCBI's taxonomy places the organism in Eukaryota, Metazoa, Chordata, Leptocardii, Amphioxiformes, Branchiostomatidae. The record is from RefSeq and is a predicted model, not a curated record.
AUGGGCUCUGAUAAAGAAGUAAAAUCUGAGGUGCAGAUAACAGAACUGUUUGAAGAGUUUGAAUUCGAGACGCCGUCACCUUAUCCAGACAGCCCGGUCUGUCCCUCCCCGGCACCCAGCGACAAACAACCCGACAGACUGCAGAAGAAGAAACCUAAGAAACAGCCGACGCCGUCUCCAGAACUUGUUAAGGCUCAGGUCAGACUUAGUCAGUUGCAGGGUCAGGUUCACAGCAAGUCCCGGGAGCUGGACGAGCUGAGACAGGCGAACCAGGAGCUGACGUACGCUAUCAAAGUCAAGGACGACAAACUGGUCAACAAGCGGCCCACUUACAGCGCUCUCAAAGGUUUCCAACGGCAACGCCAGGAGUUGACUGCGGAGCGGGACCUGGCCCUGGCCCGCCUGCAGGAAGCCGUGCAGCGCGCCAGUCUAGCCGAGCAGCUCGCCUCAGACGCCCUGAGAGAUCGAGAGGAGGCCCUCGGAGAAAGGGAAAAGCUGACGAAGGAGCGAGACUACGCCGCGAAGUUGUACGAGACUCUACGAAGGUCUGUGGACGUGGAGGACGACUCGGAAUUUCCGUUGAGCAUUCGGAAAACAGUCGACAGACAGGUUCAGACGUACCUGUCCUUGGUACACAGAAAAGGCUCCGGCGGUGCUUUCAACACGAUGUUCCCUGGCGCAGGGGCUGACGGGAUAUCCGAGGGACCGUCCUUCCCCUCAGGAAACCGCCGUGAUCCAAAAGUCGUCCAAAAGAUCUCCUUCUCGUCAAACGGAAGCAGCGAAGUAAACAACGAUGAAGCUAAGAACAUCAGCAAAGAUUGUACAGCAGACUUUGAGUCGUCAGGAAAAGGAAACGGGACGACAGCAAGCGGUGAUGGUCGAGAGAGUGAGGAGACGGUUCACCCGUGGCUGGUAUCGGCGGGAAGGGGCCACGGUGUGCGGGUUAUGAGCCCCCAUCCUGCCGAGUACAAGUCCAUGUUACGCGGCAAUGCGCAGCCCAAAGUCAUGUUUCGAAGUUUCCGUAGCAAUGCUACAUAAUUUUGUGUCGUAACGUUUCGUAAAAUAAAACUCGCUCGUGUUUUCUUCUGGAUACUGAUUUAAGAACAUAAUCAAUGUAUAUUCAAGAUUUUCGAUGUUACUAUGACAGUAUAUACCCAGUCCAAAGUCAUGUUUCGAAAUUUCCAUAGCAAUGCUACAUAGGAUGUGUCGUAACGUUUCGUAAAAAAACGUGUUUCCUUUUGGACAUUGAUAUAAAACAAACUUGUACAAGCAUACGGUGUAUAUGUAUUUGAACACUCUGCAAGCUUAGAUCCCAAUUACAUGCCUGGUCGAACUUCAGUCUGUGGUAAUUUAAAUGCGAUCAAAAUACAAAUAUAUCCCGUCUGUCUUUGUUGUAAGAAAUAAUCUUGUAUAUCUUUAAGUCCAGUCAGCAGAACAAAAGAACCAUAUUGAUCAUUUUUUUAUCUGCUGCAAUAAAAGAAGUGAC